This is a messenger RNA of Zasmidium cellare ATCC 36951, 1695 nucleotides long. RefSeq lists its product as uncharacterized. The coding region runs from base 1 to 1695 and encodes 564 amino acids. Gene Ontology annotation, molecular function: RNA binding; aspartate-tRNA ligase activity; ATP binding. The record is from RefSeq and is a predicted model, not a curated record. The transcript has a single exon. Gene Ontology annotation, biological process: aspartyl-tRNA aminoacylation. Lineage: Eukaryota; Fungi; Ascomycota; Dothideomycetes; Mycosphaerellales; Mycosphaerellaceae. Gene Ontology annotation, cellular component: cytosol; cytoplasm; aminoacyl-tRNA synthetase multienzyme complex.
AUGGCCGACCAGACUCAGGAAAUCCCUGAGCGGCCCAAGGGCGAAGGCGAGGGAGAGAAGAAGGGUCCAUCCAAGAACGAGCUCAAGAAAUUGGCCAAAGAGAAGGAAAAGGCAGAGAAAGCAGCCAAGCGUGCUGCUGAAGAGGAGGCGCGCAAGAAAGAGCAGGAGGCCAAUGAUGUGAGCAAGGACGACUACGGACAACUCCCGCUCGUGAGGAAGCCUUCGGGUGUCAAGCACGAGAAGCUGGUGGACCUGGCAAAGAAGUACGAGAACGAGACAUUCGAGAAUGGGCCUGAGGUUGUCUUCAGAGCAACGGUGGAGAAUGCGCGGAAUCAGAGUGCGAAGCUCUCGUUUUUGGUGUUCAGCCAGCAGUCCAACACCAUCCAGGCAGUGGUGGCCGCAAGCGACACCCUCAGCCGGCAGAUGGUCAAGUUUGCGGGCAGCAUUCCCACUGAGAGCGAAGUGGUGGUACACGGUGUGUUGAACAAGCCUCGCGAGCCUGUCAAGAGCACCACCAUUCAGAACCUCGAAAUCCACGUCACCAAGCUGUACACACUUUGCAGAGCUGAGUCACAGCUGCCGCUGCAAGUCGCUGAUGCUGAGGGCCGCAUCCCAGCUGAGGGCGAGGAGAAUGCAGUGAGAGAUGACGGCAAGCCUAUUGUGGCUCUCAACACACGACUCAACAACCGCACCAUCGAUCUGAAGGCCAACCUCAACCACGCCAUCUUCAGCAUCAAGUUCGGCGUACAGCAGCUCUUUACUGAAUUCCUCCUUGAACGAGGCUUCAUCGGCAUCAACACUCCACGAUUGCUCGGUGCACCGUCAGAAGGUGGUUCCAGUGUGUUUGAGGUCAAGUACUUCGAUCAAAAGGCGUACCUUGCGCAAUCACCUCAGCUCUACAAGCAGAUGAUGAUCGCUGCACGUUUCGAGCGUGUGAUGGAGAUCGGUCCAAUCUUCCGUGCUGAGAACAGCAACACUGCCCGUCAUCUUACUGAGUUCACUGGUCUCGAUAUGGAAAUGGCAUUCGAGGAAGACUAUCACGAGGUCGUCACCAUGCUCGAGGAACUCAUGCUUCACAUCUUCAACGGCCUCAGGACACGCUACAAGAAGGAAACCGACUACGUCCGCACUGUGUAUCAAGUGGAAGAGUUCAAGCUGCCCGAAGCUGGCAAAGUACCACGUCUCCACUUUGCCGAAGGUAUCAAGAUGCUCCGCGACGCUGGCGAGGAGAUUGGCGACUUCGACGACUUGAGCACACCUCAAGAGAAGAGACUUGGCGCGCUUGUGCUUGAGAAGUACGGCUCUGACUUCUAUGUCCUGGACAACUACCCACUUGCCAUCCGACCAUUCUACACCAUGCCCUCGGCAGAGACUCAGGAGAAGUACAACGCCUCAGAACCCAAUGCUGGAUACUCCAACUCGUACGAUUUCUUCAUGCGUGGUCAGGAGAUCAUGUCUGGAGCGCAGCGUAUCCAUGAUGCGACACACCUGGAGAAGCGCAUGAAGGAGCACGUUACGCCAGUCGACCCCAAGAGCGACGGAUUGCGCGACUACGUCAAUGCUUUCAGGUAUGGAUGUCCCCCACACGCGGGUGGUGGCAUCGGACUGGAGCGUAUUGUCAUGCUGUGGCUAGGACUGCCAAAUGUGCGGUUAGCCAGUCUGUUCCCCCGCGACCCAGGACGAUUAAUUCCUUAG